AUGUCUAAACGUAGAAUAUCGCUAAUUAAUAGAAAUAAUAGCAUAACAGAGAAGGAUUUGCCUUAGGAAAUUAAAGAAAUAGCUAAUAAAAAGAAUUAAGUGGGUGAAUUUGUAAUUGAUGGCUAUGAUGUCAAUUUUCUAAUUUCUCAGAUCAAUGAUCAAAUUUACACUGUACUUGAAAGUACAUUCAAAGCUUGCCCAGUACCCAUUCUUUAAGAUGAAUUGUUGUUAAUAUUCCUCAAUAUCUUUCAUCACAAUCAAUCUCAAGAAUAAAUCUACAUGGCAAACGCAGUAAUCCAAAUGUUUGAGCAAAUUAGCUUAUCCAAGGAUACAAAAAGAGGUAUUAAUUGGAAUGAUUUAACUGACUUCUUUAUGAAGACUAUUGAUAGAGUUACCAGAAAAUAAGAUAAAAAUAUUAGAGAUAUGGUUUACAAACUCAAUCUAGAUACACCUAACUUGAUAAACGUGGACAAUAGUGAAAUGAAGCUCUUUUCAUUAAAUGCUGAAGUCGAUAAAUAAUUUCACAGAGAAGGAAUAGCCAACUCAUUUUAUUGUUCUAAUCUUAAUAAACUCUUGUGUCUUGACAAUUAAUCAGAUUAUAUAACUCAGUAUGACAAGAAUCUCAAGUCCUUUAAGAAUUUGAUUAAAGUGGAGCAUGAAAAUCAUCCUCUGGACACUGUUAUACUUGACUUUGCCUAUUCCUCAAAAGACAAUAGAGAUGACUUUUAAUACGAGAAAAUUGUGAAAUCAAGUCUCGAGUAUUUUCAAAUUAAAAUUUGGUGGGUUGAAAGUGGAGAUCUAUGGCUAACUACAGACAAGACAAACUCUUUGUAUUCAUGGAACAUUCGUGAUGAAAAUCAUGUUAAACUUAAAAAAAUUCAUGAAGGAAAAAUCUUAAGCUUAAUGAACAUAAAUACUUACAAGGCAUUUUUAGUAUCCUCUCUUGACAAAAAGUUUAGUAUAUUUACAGCAAGCUUUACAAAUAAGAUAACUCUUUGGAGCUUUGAUAAUUUCUCUGAGAUAUCUAUAAGUGAUGAGAUAAAGGGACAUGAUUCAACUAUAUCAUGCUUAGCUUUGAUAGAAUUGAAUGAUUUGCUAAUUUCAUCAGAUGAGACUUCUCAUAUAAAAUGCUGGAGAAUCACUGAUAAGAUUAUUAUUCAAACCUAUUUAUUUGAGACAUUCUACAUUUUCGAUUACAAUUCAGUGAAUUUCAACUAAAUGACUAUUGUAACUAAUAAAAAAAAUGAGAGUGUUUAAUAUGAAGUAGAUUUCGCUAUUUAGUUUUUGGAUUAUUUAAACUUUUCAGAUCAAUUAGUCAUUGGAUUAAAAGAUGAAAUAAGAAUAAUUGAAUUUUCAUCGGGAAUUCAAAGUAAAAUAUAUUAGAGUCUUUCUAAGACUUCUGGAGACUUGAGCUGUUGUGAGAGUGAUAAGCAUUUGAAUGAUAUGCUCGAUAGAGCAGGUGUGUCAACUAUUUUUCUAGAAAUUGAUUAGAAACUGAAGUUUUUGAUAUCUCUCUAUGAAGAUUGGACAUUUUACAUCCAGAAAAAAGACUUUUUCAAGAAAGACGUUAUCAAAGAACUAAAAAAUCCUUGUGGAUCUUUUAGCAGACCUGUUGCUUUUGCUUUUUCAUUCUAUAUGAAUAUCUUAGCUUUUGCCACUGAAAAUACAGUAGUGCUUUAUACUUAUAACAUGCUGAAAUUGCAGGGAUACUACGAGAGCUUCGUAUCGAUUGAAUGCUAUAAGCCAAUUUAUAAGGUUAAGGGGCCUGAUUUAAUUGAACUUGAAAAUAUAUCGCAUUGUGAUUAUGGCUAUUGCAAUGAAUUAUUAUUACUGAUUGUUGGCACUUCAUUUGGUAUUUCUGCAAUUAAAGUUCUCAAUCUUGAUUAAAAUUAAUUUAGUGUUGGUGUCGGCACUAUUCGAGGGUAGUUGAGAGUCUAUAAUUUAAAGGGGUAGAUUGUUUCAAGUUUGAAUGUGAAUCACCCUUUACCCACAAAUUGGAAUGUUCAUUCUUCAAGGUUCGAUAAUAGAUUGAUGCAAGUUUAUAAGGCUUUCCAAGCAUUAUAAGAUUUAAGCAAUAAAUAUGACAUUAAAACAUAAGCUGAGAAGUAUAAGGGUUUCAAUUUUCAAAAGUAUUUCUCUUCUGUAAGUGAUCCUUACAUUUAAGAACAGUUUUUUAAAGAUGAGGAAAUUAAGCAAACGAAGAAAAAAAUUGUUAAAGUGGAAAAACUCACAAUGAAUAAUGCAGGCAAAGAGUAUUUUAUGAUAAGGAAUCAUGAGGAGAGCUAAAGGCUAUCACUAAAGAAGAUUGAUUACGAAAAUAAGUUCAAAAAAUAGUAGAUCAAUCAUUACACUGAACUAGAAAAGUUAAGAAAAUUAGGCAUCAUUCAACCUAAGAAUAGAGACUAGAUGAUGUGGACAAUUUAAAGAGGCGAAAGAGAAUUCAUGAAGAAUCAAGUAUUCAUUGAUUAUGUGAAUCAAAGAAGAACUUUGAAAUUAGAUACUAUCGAUGAACUUAUCCAUAACAACAAAGGCGAUCCUAAUGAUAGCACUAUAGAUGAGAUUUACUAGAAGACUCAAAGGGAUGAAGAAUAAACUAAUAAAAAGCCAAAUUUAGCAGAUGAAAUCAAUGAUGGUCUUGAUAAUUUGGAGCAGAAUCUGGAAUAUAGAAGAUCUCAGCAGAACUCUAGCAAAAAGAAACCUUAAAAGAAAAAUCUAAGUUAGAUGCCUUAAAGCAUGACUAAUGGAGCAAAUGUUAUUCCAAAUAUAGAAGAUAUCUCUUCAAUAUACAGUACAAGUAUGAGAGUAAAUAAAUAUGAAUCUCCAAAUAUUUUCAAGAGCAAUUUAGCAAUGAAUAGAGAUUAAGAGGCGCAUUUAUACUAUUAGAACGAAAGUUAAAGUUGUCCUGAGUCCCCAUUGGUUGAGGAAUAUCAGUUUGAGACAUAAGGCUAGCAAAGAAGAAAUUUCCGCAAUGCUAUAAGGCUAGUUGAUCUUAAACUAAUGAGAUUUAAAAAUAUGCCAAGCUCAUAAAACAUAGUAAAAGAAAUGGAGAAUUUUGAAAUGAAAAACAUUCAGGAGAAAACUUUCUUAGACCGACUAAAGUAGAUUAAGGAGUAGCAAAAAUCAGACCUUAUUAGAUAAAGAUAAAGAGAGAAAAAUUCAGCAAGCCUCUAGUAAACUUUCAAUGAUAUAGCAAGCUAAGUUAUAAGCAGGAGAAACUCAUUUAUUGAUUAAAGUACAAAAGACAGGAGAAGCGAAACUCUGACUUAAAUGUAAAAUAGCCCACCUAGAUUUAGAAAAACUCUUUCUACUAAGUAGAUGCAAGGAAAACUUAUUGAAAUACGAUAAUCUUUGGAGCAAUCAUCUAAAAGGUCCACCUAAGACCAAAGCUAAUAUACUUAAUCCAAUUUUUUCAUUACCAAUUAGAGCAAUAUGUAUGAUAAUGGAUAGCAUAGUAACAAAAAUCUAUAAAACAAUAAGGAAUCUACGCCUUUUGAGAAAGCUUUUAAAAUUAAAGCAAAAUUUGACAAUGGCAAACUUUUUUAAGGUUAAGGCAAUUUUAUCAAUAAAAAGAAAACAAACAAUUUUGGGUACUAAACUUGCCAAAAUGGACAGAACUUUAAAACUGGAGGCUGGCCAUAAUCCCUUCCUGCAAGUGCUAGAUCUUCCUUUACAGAAUCUUUUAAAAUUGAAGAGAUGAGCAUUUUCAACUCUAAAAGAAGGAUAAAUUUAUGA
Molecule: messenger RNA, 3732 nt
Organism: Stylonychia lemnae
Lineage: Eukaryota; Ciliophora; Spirotrichea; Sporadotrichida; Oxytrichidae
Source: the annotation of a GenBank genome assembly